AUGGUAGCAAAAGUUAGGAAAGGGACGAGAGAUAAAGGAGUGAGAAAGGAAGUGGGAUAUAGUUGGGUGGAUACUGGUGAUGCUGAUGGUUCCUUGUAUCCGCAUGGGUUUUCAUCUGGUGAUACAUCCCACCCACAGUCUGGGGAGAUAUGUAGAAGGGCAAAAUGUCUAGGAUUAGAGAUGAAAAUUUUGAGAGAGAACAUGUGGGAGGCAAAAUCACUGAAAAUGGACUCCUUCUCAAGGCCCUCACUUUGA
Messenger RNA from Prunus armeniaca (apricot), 255 nucleotides. The record is from the annotation of a GenBank genome assembly. NCBI's taxonomy places the organism in Eukaryota, Viridiplantae, Streptophyta, Magnoliopsida, Rosales, Rosaceae.